Lactuca virosa is the source of this 1356-nucleotide messenger RNA. The record is from the annotation of a GenBank genome assembly. NCBI's taxonomy places the organism in Eukaryota, Viridiplantae, Streptophyta, Magnoliopsida, Asterales, Asteraceae.
AUGGAAUUCAUCAUCACCAAUUAUGAAAAUUUCAUUCCAAAAUUGAAGAUAGCAGUUCUUGUGGUUGGAACAAGAGGAGAUGUUCAACCUUUUCUUGCUAUGUCAAAGAAACUACAGGAGUUUGGUCAUCAUGUUAGGUUGGCAACACAUGUAAACUUCCAAUCUUUUGUAGAAUCGGCUGGUGUAGACUUUUAUCCUUUGGGUGGUGAUGCUCGUAUCUUGGCAGCAUAUAUGGCAAGAAAUAAAGCAUGCAUAGAACCGGAUCAAAAAACCAACCAACCUUUUCGAGCUCAGGCAAUCAUUGCAAAUCCUCCAGCAUGUGGACAUGCACACGUUGCUGAAGCUCUUGGUAUACCUCUUCACAUUUUCUUCACAAUGCCUUGGACGCCAACAUCUGAGUUCCCUUCCCCCUUUGCACCUGUUGCUCAAAGUGUUGGUAAUUGGCUAUCGUAUAUAAAUGUAGAUAUUUUUAUUUGGUGGGGCAUAAGAGGAUAUCUAAACGACAUCAAAAGGAAGUUGACACUUGUCCCUCAGACUACUGGUAACUGGCUCUCAUAUAUAGUUGUAGAUCAUAUCAUUUGGUGGGGCAUAAGAGGAUAUAUAAACGAGUUUAGAAAGAAGUCGAAUCUUACUCCUAUUUCUUACUUAAGCAUGUAUCGUGAUUCAAUAUCUCAUUUCCCGACCGGAUACAUGUGGAGUCCUCAGGUUGUACCAAAACCAAGUGAUUGGGGUCCGUUGGUUGAUGUUGUUGGUUAUUGUUUCUUGAAUAUUGGUUCCGAGUAUCAACCACCCAUAGAAUUCACACGAUGGAUUGGAAAAGGAACAAGUCCGAUAUAUAUUGGGUUUGGAAGCAUGCCUAUUGAGAAUUCAAAAAGAACUACGAAUAUCAUUUUGGAGGCUUUGAAAAAAACGGGGCAAAGGGGAAUAAUUGACCAAGGCUGGGGAAAUCUUGGGACAUUUUCCAAAAUUUCAGAUGAUAUUUUUCUUAUAGUGGAUUACCCGCAUGAUUGGUUGUUCCCUCAGUGUGCAGCUGUGGUUCAUCAUGGAGGCGCUGGGACGACUGCAACAGGAUUGAGAGCUGGGUGUCCUACAACCAUCGUUCCUUUCUUUGGAGAUCAAUAUUUUUGGGGAGAUAGAAUAUAUAAUAGAGGACUGGGGCCCACUCCAAUUCCAAUAUCUCAACUUACAGUUGAAGCACUUUCAGAUGCGAUAAAUUUCAUGCUACAACCCGAGGUGAAAGCUCGAGCAAUGGAUUUAGCGAAGCUAAUAGAGAAUGAAGAUGGUGUUACUAAUGCCGUGAAUGCAUUCCACCGCCACUUGCCGCCAGAUAUGCUGUUGUCGCCACCUCCAUCUUAA